Molecule: messenger RNA, 1187 nt
Organism: Ictalurus punctatus (channel catfish)
Lineage: Eukaryota; Metazoa; Chordata; Actinopteri; Siluriformes; Ictaluridae
Gene: triqk
Product: triple QxxK/R motif containing
Exons: 4
Coding region: 105-359 (84 amino acids)
Cellular component (GO): endoplasmic reticulum membrane
Source: RefSeq, a predicted model, not a curated record
GGGAAACGACGCUGAUAGGCUGCAGCGGCAUUCCCCCUGGGGUUGCGUAGACUGAAUGAGGAACUGGAUGUACAGUAGAAAAGAUUUCUCUAUCUGCGAACAAAAUGGUGAAGAAGGAUGCGAGCAGUGCAAAGUUACCAGUGGAUCAGUACCGUAAGCAGAUCGGAAAGCAAGAUUAUAAAAAAAACAAGCCGGCUCUGCGAGCCACACGACUGAAGGCCGAGGCAAAGAGGAGCGCUCCAGGCAUCAGGGACACCAUCUUGGUGAUCAUGGCCGUGCUGGUAUUCCUGCUGGGGGUUUACGCCUUCUUCUACCUCAAUCUGAGCACCGAGCUGAAUCUGGACACGGACCUGGACUAAAGAACCCAACAGAUCACAAAGGAAUCAGCGAGGAUGGAGGCUGUGUUACAAUCAGAAAGUGUUCUACUCCAACAGAACCCUUCUUGUGUCUGUUAAGAACCCAGUGAUGGAACCCUAGGUUUUGUCUUUGAAGAGCAAUAUUUUCCUAUGGGAAAAAAUUAUUAAAUGAGGGUAUUUAAUCAAAAUCCAGGCACUAUACAUGGCUUUUAAGAGUCCAAGGAGUGAACCACGAUUACAUCUUUCCUUGCUUAACACUAUUCUUUUCUAUUCCAGUGCUUUCUUUGUUUUUAUAUCUUCCAGGAUUUAUGGAAAUCUUAUAGUGUUUUUUUGUUUUUGUUUUUUUUUUCUCCACAGCUCAGGAUAUUAAAGACAUAAAGCCAUGAGUGUGUAUGAAGAAUACUGUUCAUGUGUGUAGAGGAAUUGACCACCUUAUUAGAACCUUAAAUAAUCAGUGUCUAUAAAUCGCUAGCAAUAAAGGACAUGUCUUGAAGAUCUUAGUGAGCCCUCUAUUGCUUAAGAACCUGCAUGGUUCACUUGUAUGCAUGCGUGAAAUAUAAAGCUUGACAUUCCAGAUGAAUUUGGAUUUUUUAAAUAUUGGAACUCAUGUAUACAUUCAGAACUGACUUGUUUUAGUCCAAAUUCUGAAAGUUGGUUUAUGUUGUUAUUGCCUGUGUGAAACUUCUUUUACUCAGGAUUAGUGUUAAGCACAUUUUGCUAGGAAGGAUCGCUGUUUUCAUCAGUUGAUGUUCAAUUCAAAGAAACAUUUUUGUACUCCAUUGGUUUUGAAGGAUUUUGAUGGACUCUAAUAAAACAUGAAUUGUUUAUGGA